AUGCGCACCCCUAUGCGUCAUAACAGGCUUGUUAUUUCCGCGCCGGACUCGGUCCCGCGUCUCACGGGCACCGAACCGCUGCUCGAGACCAUCCAAGGAUCAGCAGAGCUACUCGAACAGCUCAAGCCUUCCUUCACCACCCACCACAACAUUCAGGCCAUCGGGUUGUCUGGUCGUCAAUUGCCACUCAUAACGAAGGACGAAGCCAUUCUGCCGUACAUGUUCAACGCUGCCGGGGUGAGGUAUGUCCAGCCUCACCCGAACGGCGAUGCUUCGCAGCGCGUCCUCCUGCUCAAUGUCCCCUCGUCCUCGCCCACCCCCGACGUCGUCCUCUCCGCCAUUCAGAAGCACAACCUCGAGCUGCUCCCCGACUUCAUUCUCGAGCUGGGCUAUGACCACCUGUCGUCCGAUCAGGUCCUCGAAGCCCUCCUACCAACCCACAUUGUCGCCACAGACGGCGUGCCCACCGGCUUCACCAUCGUCGGCCACAUUGCGCACCUCAACCUGCUCGAGGCCUUCCUCCCGUACCGUUUCCUCGUGGGUCACGUUAUCCUCUCCAAACACGUCGGAUCGCUGCGCACGGUGGUCAACAAGCUCGACAGCAUCGAUACCGAGUUCCGCUUCUUCCAGAUGGAGCUCUUGGCGGGCGACGCGGAUUUCACCGCCAGAGUGAGCGAGUCGGACUGCAGCUUUGAGUUCGAUUUCCGCAGCGUGUAUUGGAACUCGCGGCUGCAUGCGGAGCAUAUGCGGCUGAUCAAGUUGUGUCGGCCCAACCAGGUUUUGGCGGAUGUCAUGGCUGGGGUGGGGCCGUUUGCCGUACCGGCGGCGAAGCGCGGGACCUGGGUGCUGGCGAAUGAUCUGAACCCGAGUAGCCAUGAGAGUUUGGUGAAGAAUGCAAGGGGGAACAAGGUGUUGUUAGAGGGAGAGGGUGGGGGGAGGGAGUUGGAUGGGGGGAUGGUGGCGACGUGUAUGGAUGGGAGGCAGUUUGUGCGGUGGAGUAUGGAGGAGACGUGGAAGCGCGCGUUUGCCGGUCGACCAAAAGGGUUUGAUGGCGAGGCGGAGGACCAAGAGGAUGAGAGGCUGCGCGAGACUGCGAGGAAGGCUGUCAAGGAGCGCGCGAAGCUCAACCGACAACUGCAUGCUGCACGACAAGCCAACACCAGCAGCAGCGCCGACGUCGCAUCCAGUCUCUCCGCCCUCUCCCUCAACACCAGUAGCAGCAACGCUCAAGCGGAGCGACACGCCGACCGCAAGCUCGUGGACCACUUCGUCAUGAACCUGCCCGCCACGGCGCUCGAGUUCCUCGACGCCUUCCGGGGCGCCUACACGCACCUGUCCACCCUAGCUGGCCGGUCCGCACUUCUCGCCGAGCUCGCCCUGCGCACCGCCUCGCCCGACCGCACCCUCACCGCACUCCCCACCAUCCACGUGCACUGCUUCAGCAAAGACCCCUUCACGCCCGCCCUCGACAUCCUCACACGCGCCAACGCCGCGCUCGGCCUCUCCCCCUCCUCCCCUCACCGCCUCACGGCCAAACCCAUCCCUCCCCCGCAACAGACCUUCGCUGGUCUCCGCAAAACCGCUUCUGCCCCUUAUCUGACCUCGCACCCCAACUUUGCGCGCUACGCCCACCUCACCGACCCGCUCGACUUCAUGCACCAUGUCCAAUCCGAGUGGCAGCAGAGAGACGCCGGCAAACACACCCAGGGGCUCACCAUUCAUUAUGUCAGGGACGUCGCCCCCAACAAGCAGAUGUACUGCUUGAGCUUUCCGUGCCCCGCAGAGGUGCUUUGGUCUCAGCAAGACUGA
Molecule: messenger RNA, 1809 nt
Organism: Sporisorium graminicola
Lineage: Eukaryota; Fungi; Basidiomycota; Ustilaginomycetes; Ustilaginales; Ustilaginaceae
Exons: 1
Coding region: 1-1809 (602 amino acids)
Biological process (GO): mitochondrial tRNA methylation; tRNA N1-guanine methylation
Cellular component (GO): mitochondrial matrix; cytoplasm
Source: RefSeq, a predicted model, not a curated record